Molecule: messenger RNA, 1336 nt
Organism: Penaeus vannamei (Pacific white shrimp)
Lineage: Eukaryota; Metazoa; Arthropoda; Malacostraca; Decapoda; Penaeidae
Source: RefSeq, a predicted model, not a curated record
UCUGUCAGUGUAAGUCAGUGAGAGUAGGUGUGUCAUUAUCGGGGUAGGGUUCAUGGGAGGCGGUUCGUCUGUGUCUUAAAAAUUGUGGGAAUUAAAAAUAGGUUCUUCAACAUCAUUCACAGACCAUUGAACUGAACUCCUCCAGCAUUUGCUUCUAAGAUUUUCUGUCGUGCAGCUUUUUCUCCAAAGCAGCAGAGAAAAUAGACAGGAAUUCUUACGUCGCGUCUGGAUUUGACUACAAAUGGAAACCUGAAAGUGACCUUUCUAUGUAUAUAAAAUGAUGCCAAAUGAACUUUGACCUGAAGUGAAUUCUGAUCCCACCCCAGACGGCGUCGCCAGAGCAAUGUUCACUUGGGCGAAGAAACUGACUCGCCACCAUGGCAGGGAGGAGCCAGCGGGAGAGGGGAACACCGAUAAUCCGGCAAAUCAAACAUCGGACCUCAACCAGAGGCCAGACGAAAGCCCGGGCCGGAGAUGCAGUCCCGAGGAGGAGCCGAGUCCGAAGCUGAGUUCAGGGAAGACGAAGGCCAGUCCGAAACAGAGUCCCGAGAAGAAAACGCCGAGCUUCGCCAGGCGGCUCGCGUCGUUCAGGAAGUUGGCCUUGGAUCGAGGGAGCCCAGAUAAGUCUCCGAAGCUGAGGAGCAAAAUCUCGGGGACGAGCGGGACUGUGAAGAGCAAGAGUUCGGAGCAAAAACAGGAAGCUGAUAUCGCGGCCGGGAGCGAUGCGGCAGACAGGAAGUCUAUUCCAGAGAAAACGCCGUCGAGCUCCGGGCUGUCAACGCAGUCGAGCGAGGACGGGGCCCCCGCUACGAUGUCGCAGACGAGCUCCUCCGAUGACUUGAAGCCGGCGAAGUCCCCGAGCACCUGCAGCAGCCUGGGCGCGAUCAGUGAGACGAGCGCCGCGGAGAGGAACGGCGAGCACACCCCUGAGAGCACGACGUCGCCCGACAGGGACGACACGUCCUCCAGCAAGUACGAAACGCCCGAGCGGUACGAGACUCCGGAGCGAUCCCUGAGUCUGGACAGAGAGAAAACGGACGAGCUUCUCGACACCGUCAUUAGAAUCUCUGAUAACAUUGCAGCUGAGGCAGCACAUGUCCCGCACACUAACGGCAUCGGGGGCUCCGCGGACGUCGGGGAGCAGAGUGCGGUGCAGGAGGGGAAGGCGGAAAAACUUAAGGGUUUACCGGAUAACGCUGCCGGAGGAUGUGGUCUCGCUCAGGCGUUCGAAGUGAAUGGCCAAGUCAGGAGAGGCGUCGAUGGAAAAGCAACCGUUGGCAGAGAGGGCGUCACGCCAGCUAUAUGCGCGUAAGUCUUGUCCUAUUGAGUAUCUGUG